AUGUGGAAGCAAGAAGAGAGUAAGGAUGCCUACGCUUCCGAAAACGGGGUUCAGUCUGAAUCAUGGUGGUCGAGGGACUCCUCCUGCACUCUUGCACCUACAGAUCAAAUGGAUUCUUUGUUCGCGGAGUACUUGCACGCGCAGCAGUCAGCCACCGAGGCAGGAUCUGAGGGAAAAGCAAGUGUAGAAGACCAGACCGGACCCCUCAGGGCAACCUUCGAGCAUCCGCACUCGAUUGGAUCUUACAUGCCACCCCAAGUCCCCGGGAUCGAGGUUACCAUGAGUGAAGACCGCCACCACCCUACCCUAUCAUGGGCUAGACAAGACGGCUUUGAGACAAGCGGUACACCGGAUAUCCUUGAUGGUGGUAGCGGCAGUCUCACAAAUUUCAGGGACGAGAACAAGAAUGUGGACGCAGUUGCAAUUGCGGUUACAGAAGAAGAUGUUGUUCAAGGAGAGGCUGGUGAUGUUCGAACACAAGUUGCACUGAAUAUUGCCAUCACUGCAAUGAAUAGUGGUGUGGUGGAGGGCAGUACUAGCAGUACUUACAGGCAUUAUAACCCAGAUGCCAGUGCCAAAAAGGAUGGAGAGCUAGAGCGAACCCUAAGCCCGUUGGACUCGACUAGUUCUACCUCUGCGGACCUUAAUAAGCCCAAGGCCGACCAAUUGCAAUCGUCCGCAGCUGCUUCACCUCUGCCCGGCUCUUUCUCCUUAGUGAAACCUGAAGGUCCUAAUAAACAGGGCUCAUCCUCACCAUCUCCUUCUCCUGUGAUUAAUACCUCCUCUCCCAUUGCCUCUCAACAUCAACCUCAUCUUUCUCUCCCUUAUGCUCCAACUCUGCCAUCAAAUUCCCCCUCCCCCUCCCCCUGUGCUACUAUUGCUACUGGUACUAGACUCAAGCCGGGUUAUUUGACGAACUCAACCGCAAGACGUUCCCUGUCUGCAGUGCAACAGUACCGCCUUUUAGACGAGCGUCAGGCUAAAAGAGCUCCACUCUGGAGACGACGAGUUAAUUAUAAAAGCUCAUUAUCCGACCCCGAAGAAAUGCUCGCAACGGCUCGAACUCCCCAGGCCUAUGAUAUAUCAAGCCCUAAUCCAAUGACUGAAUCAAUCAGGUAUCAGGCCCAUUUGGAGCCCUCACAUUUUCUACAAACCGGUAGCAGGGAGCAUUCUGCAACAGAUCACGGAGAUUUGUUCCCGCUUUCCCCGCCACUAUCUAGUGCCCGCUCGAGCUUUUUGUGCCCGAACAACAAUGUUGCACCUCACUUAAACGGCAACUAUAACCUGUCCACUGAAUCUCUCUCUCCAAACGUGGAAGCAAACGCUAUCAACUUGCUCUCUCGACCUCACAACAUGCCACAACUUCAAGAACAAAUGGAAAACCCUUACGCAACCGCCCAGGGUCGUCAGUAUCUUCAUCACUCUCCAAGCAAUGAGUAUCUCUCUCCAGGUAAUUCUUUUGAGGACCCAAUGAUGAAGCCUCAGCCACCUGUAAGCGCCUAUUCUGGUCUUAACGCCUCAUGUCCCGUCACGGAGUCUUUUGACCUGGAAGAUGCUGAGGGCUCAUCAUCCUCCGCCCAAGGAUCCUCACCUCAGGCUUGGUGGGGUCAGGGUGCUGGUCUGGAACUUGCACAAGAUGGAGCUGCUAUGAUGUAUCCUGCCACUUCUACCCCUUCUGCAACUCCAAGUGCGUUCACUACUUUACCGAACAUGUCGCCCAAGCGUCGUUUUAAUCAAACACCUUCAAGCGACAAUCUGCACAACCAACUGCUGAUGCUUCAACACCAGCAACAGCCUCGCUCACCAAUGCUUGAACAAGAUCGAUUAUAUGCUUUCAUGAACGGGCAACAGACUCAUUCUGCGAUGCCCUCCCCUCCAGGCUCUCCUGGAUAUUAUUUUGGUCCACAGAUCACAAGCGAUAGUUUUUGCUCCCCAACGAAUCCGACGGGUGUUAAUUUCAUCGACCCGUUCAACAACUCAGGGCAUCAUCAGCCACAGCAUCAACAAUUCAACACCUUUCCAAGACGGACUCAACUCCCAAAGUCGAUGCUGGGAUACGAUACCCCAGUACAAUCUACUCCACCAGUGCCCAUCAGAACAGUUCCAUCUCACGCCGGUCAUUCUAAUGGCAUCAUAACAAGGUCUUCCUAUCUACGAAAGUCUGGCAGCCUCGGCAGGUCCGCACGCAUGCCAUCCAUUGGCAAGAACGAUCCGAAAGAGGUCUCCUUUGUCAAUUUCACUCCCCAUGAUGCCACAAAAAUUCUAAGUGGAGUUGCACCAAGUGGCAGUUCCAAAACUAAGGCACGAAGAGAGAGAGAGGCCCAAGAGAAGAGACGAAAGCUAUCAGAAGCAGCCGCCGCCGCCGUUUUAGCCGCUGGUGGUGAUCCUUCAGCUAUCGAGAAUAUUGGUUUCUGA
Messenger RNA from Orbilia oligospora ATCC 24927, 2415 nucleotides. RefSeq lists its product as uncharacterized. The record is from RefSeq and is a predicted model, not a curated record. The coding region runs from base 1 to 2415 and encodes 804 amino acids. The transcript has a single exon. NCBI's taxonomy places the organism in Eukaryota, Fungi, Ascomycota, Orbiliomycetes, Orbiliales, Orbiliaceae.